Messenger RNA from Pygoscelis adeliae (Adelie penguin), 828 nucleotides. Its product is annotated as glutamic acid-rich protein-like. The transcript is spliced from 2 exons. The record is from RefSeq and is a predicted model, not a curated record. Bases 1 to 828 code for a protein of 275 amino acids. Lineage: Eukaryota; Metazoa; Chordata; Aves; Sphenisciformes; Spheniscidae.
AUGGCGAACAGGGUGGGCAAACAGGGCGUGGCAUGUCAGAAGGGCGUGGCACGGCAGUUUGCGCAGGCAGGGCGUGCAGGGAAGGCGAGCGGGCAGGGUGCAGUCCCCCUUCUGGCUCUAAAGGCCAACUCAACUAGUAGUUGUCGCCCUCCCAGAAGAGGAUCAGCUAUGGUUUCCACUCAGCCGAAAGCCGUCGCCAGAAGGAAUGUGGCGACCCAGACGGAGCCCUCACGCAAGCAUAUGGCUGUCCAGGUCUCCGGCUGCAGGGAGUGCCUGAGCCUGUCAGCUGUACCGGAGGACAAUGACGAAGAAGAAGAAAAAGACAACGACGAAGAAGGAGAAAACGACGACGAAGAAGAAGAUGAUGACGAAGAAGAUGACGAAGAAGAUGAUGACGAAAAAGAUGACAAUGACGGUAAAGAUAACAAUGAAGAAGAAGACGACGACGAUGAAGAAGACAAUGACCAUGAAGAAGACAAUGAAGUCGACGACGAAGAUGAAGAUGACGAUGAAUACGACAACAAAGAUGAAGACAAAGACGAAGAUGAUGAAGAAGAAGAUGACGAUGAUGAUGAAGAUGACGAUGAAGAAGACGAUGACAAAGAUGACGACGAUGAAGACAAUGAUGAAGAAGAAAAAGACGACGACGAAGUCAACAAAAAAGAUGACAAAGAAGAUGAAGACAAAGACAAAGAAGACAAUGACGAAGACGAUGACAAUGACGAUGAAGAUGAUGAUGAAGAAGAAAAUGACGACCACGAAGAAGACAAUGAAGUCGACAACGAUGAAGACGACGACAAUGACGAUGAAGAAGAGGAUGACAAAUAA